CGUGCGCGCGCCUGUCCGGGGCAGGAGGCGGCCCUCGGCGGGGGCAGCGGCGGCGGCGCGGAGCGAGGGGCCGCCGCCCUCACCUCCGGCGCCUCGACGGGCCCUCAAGGCUCCCCCGCCCCAGCCACGGGCAGGUGAGCCCGGAACUGGCGAGGCCCCUCAGGUACAAGCCCCACGUUAAGAUGGAGCCCACGGCCUCAGCCGUCUUCUGCAGCCGGGUCCUUGGCAUGGUCAACUCGGAGGAUGUGAACGCCAUCAUCCUGGCUCAAAAGAACAUGCUGGACCGAUUUGAGAAAACCAACGAGAUGCUGCUCAACUUCAAUAACCUGUCUGGUGUCCGCAUGCAACAGAUGAGCGAGCAGUUCCUGCACCACACCCGGACCUUAGUGGAGAUGAAGAAAGAUCUGGACAGCAUCUUCCGGAGAAUCAGGACGCUGAAAGGGAAGCUCGCGAAACAGUAUCCAGAGGCAUUUAGUAAUAUCCACGAAUCUCCCAUCCUAGAAGACGACGACUUCGACCCGAUCCCCAAAAGCACCGCCACCACCAUUGCUACCUCGGAGCAGAGCACGGAGUCCUGUGACACCAGCCCGGACAUCAUCUCCCCUGCCACCAGCCACGACUUUGAGGACCUUUCCCAGGGGCCGUACGACUCGCCGGCGGUGAAUGGGCAGAGCAUCACAGACGAAGACAACGAGACGGACUAGUCUCUGCAGUGAAGCUCUCGUGUGGGGCGAACCGAUGCGCCGUCUUGUCCCCUGCUUGCUUCUGGACUUGCAAACUGGCGACCCCCUUCUUUUUUAAAAAAACAAAACAAACACCAA
Messenger RNA from Podarcis muralis (Common wall lizard), 821 nucleotides. The record is from RefSeq and is a predicted model, not a curated record. Lineage: Eukaryota; Metazoa; Chordata; Lepidosauria; Squamata; Lacertidae.